AUGGGGACUGUGCGGGGUGCACGAUCCUCGGAUGAGGCCGAAGGGCAGCUUGAGUUCCUCCCCAGACAGAGCCUCGGCGCUGCCCCCGUCCCACAGUCCCCACACGCUGUCAUUGCAGUGCAUCUCCCCUUCGUGGCCACCGCCUGCCAGGACGCCGACCACGGUGCCCUCCUCCAGGAGCUCUGCCUCUCCCAGUUCAGGGUGGACAUGGAGGCCAUCGAGAGGACGCUGUGGUGUGACUGGAACACGACCAUCGAGAGGUAUAGGGAGCUGGCGGACUGCACCAGGUACGUGAUCGAAGAGCUGGGCUGCUAUUGGCCAAGCACGGAGGUGGACAAGUUCUUCAUCGCCGUCCACCAGCACUACUUCAGGAGCUGCCCGGUCUCGGGCAGGGCCGCGCGUGACCCCCCCAGCAGCAUACUCUGCCUCUUCACCGUGCCGCCCACCCUGGCGACCCUGCUGGUGACGGCGCUGGUGGUCUGGGGGAGCAAGCGCAGAGGUGGCCUGGUGUAGGCCGUGGCCUGGGGGCCGCCCGCCACGGAGGCCGCAGGGAGGCGGGCAGCCGCACGCCUGGCCGGGCCUGAGCCCUGGAGGCGGAGCAGGCCCCGAGGCCCCUCUUCCUCCACCUGAGAACGGCCAGCAGGGUCUCGGGGAGGCGGUGGCGCAGGUGUGAACUCGAGAGCCCGGCUGGCGGG
Molecule: messenger RNA, 695 nt
Organism: Pteropus alecto (black flying fox)
Lineage: Eukaryota; Metazoa; Chordata; Mammalia; Chiroptera; Pteropodidae
Gene: RAMP1
Product: receptor activity modifying protein 1
Exons: 3
Coding region: 1-513 (170 amino acids)
Biological process (GO): calcium ion transport; regulation of G protein-coupled receptor signaling pathway; G protein-coupled receptor signaling pathway
Cellular component (GO): signaling receptor complex; membrane; cell surface
Molecular function (GO): coreceptor activity
Source: RefSeq, a predicted model, not a curated record